GGCCAAGAUAACAAGUGGCCACGAACGUCAAAUUUAAAUUCGAGUCGCGCGGGUGGUGCGGCAAAGGAGCAAGAGACCGCGAUGGAAGCCUCGUCGUCGAAUGGCAUGAAAGACCCCCUUGCCGACCUCUCGGCCUACACGACCAGCGCAACGGCGACGCCCGCGGCAACGGCCGCCGAUAUCUUCCGCGACGAAGACGCGUUCUCGUGGCUCUUCCUGACCUCCGAUUUGGCGCCGCUCGACCAGAGCAUCUCGUUCCCGACCGACGAAGACCUCGUGGACCUGACCGAGCCCAACCCGGUCGACAUGUCGGCGUCGUCGCAGCCAUCGGUCAUGUCCACAAUCUCGUCUGGCAUCCCGCCCUUCCUGAAGCGCGAUACGAGCAACAGCCUCGACUCGGUUCUCGCGUCCGACUCGGACUCGGGCUCCGACUCGGACCAGUCGCAGGACAGCGCGUUCUCCAACUCGACCGUUGGCACGUCGGACGUCUUGAACAAGAAGAAGCGCAAGCGGCUCGCACGGAACCGCGACUCGGCCCGCGAGUCCCGGAAGCGGCGCCUCGCGCGCAUCCAGCAGAACGAGAUUCGGCUGAAGAAGCUCGAGAUGGAGAACAUUGAACUCAAGAUGCGCUUGAAGAUCGGGAAGGAAGCCAUCUUGGUCGAGCGCCAAGAAAAGGCCACAAUCAAGCAAAAGAUGGAGCAUUUACUCAAGUCGAAUGCGAGCGAGGCCGAGAUGGCGACGUUCGUCGAGCAGUACAAGGCGCAGUACAGCGACUAUGGCGACAAGCGCAAGGAGACGAUCGCGUUCCAUACGCAGCGCGUGCGCGACCUCCUUUUGCCGACGCAGGUCACCAAGAUGUGUCUCUACUCGGUCGAGCAAGGCGACUUUGUGAGCAUGAAGAAGAAGCAGGCGGCCGUCGCGCUCGAGUCAGCUGCGCACAUGGACCACAUCCAGGACGAAGCGCCAUCCAACCUCUGGGCAAUUCUCGCCAAGGAGCUCGACAUCUCGGAAGCCCAGCAGCGCCAGAUUUUUGCGCGCCGCGAGAAGAUCAAGUACCUCCGCGAGAACCUCAACAAGAACCUUGGCAUUCUCCGGUCGUUCGAGAGCGCGACGCAGGAGAAGAACGAGACGCUGGAGGCCGAAGUCGCGCAAUUGCAGACGAUUUUGACGCCCCACCAAGCGACGCGCUUUAUCAUUUGGGUCAAAGAGAACCCGGCGUUCAUGUACAUGCUCGACAAGCUCGUGCAGUCGAUCAUCCACGGCACGGACGACAAGCCCGCGCCCGCAUGAGGAUGAUACAUGCAUCGCAGCCGUACGCUUCUUGUUGUCCUAAUUUAUACGCGCCAUGUAUCCUCUGCGAUUGCUUUCUUGUGCACAAAUUGUUGCUCGAAAUGUACUCGAUCUGCCCCCAUACCACAGACGUGCCCGUGGAAACUCGACAUUUCUACUGCAAAACAUAAACUUGAUCGUAUUACAAAUUAUUGU
Messenger RNA from Saprolegnia diclina VS20, 1485 nucleotides. RefSeq lists its product as hypothetical. Gene Ontology annotation, molecular function: DNA-binding transcription factor activity. The coding region runs from base 82 to 1290 and encodes 402 amino acids. The record is from RefSeq and is a predicted model, not a curated record. Gene Ontology annotation, biological process: regulation of DNA-templated transcription. The transcript is spliced from 2 exons. Lineage: Eukaryota; Oomycota; Saprolegniomycetes; Saprolegniales; Saprolegniaceae.